This is a messenger RNA of Solanum verrucosum, 696 nucleotides long. Its product is annotated as protein LAZY 2-like. The record is from RefSeq and is a predicted model, not a curated record. Lineage: Eukaryota; Viridiplantae; Streptophyta; Magnoliopsida; Solanales; Solanaceae. Bases 6 to 686 code for a protein of 226 amino acids. Gene Ontology annotation, biological process: gravitropism; regulation of growth. The transcript has 3 exons.
AUCAUAUGUUGCAUCAAUCAUGCAAAGAAGAAUUCAGUGACUGGCCUAAUGAACUACUUGCUAUUGGUACAUUUGGAAGUUGGAAAAAUGAUGGUAAUUUGAAACAACAAGCUGAUCAAAGCCUUACAGUUGAAGAAGUUGGACAGCUUCACAAAGAACUAAAACAUCUAUUUCCUGAUCAUGAAGAAAGUAAGAUAGGAUCAAAAAAGGAUCUUGACAAAUUCUUUGACUGUCUUCAGAACUUGGUAGAUGAUGAUCACAGAGUUAUUGAAAAUAAUAAAGAGAACAUUUUUGAACGGAGUAAUAGUACUCUUGUUCAUGUUAGUAGCCAAGAACAAUCUUCCCAAUUGGAGAACAUUAGCAAGAAAUCUUUGUCAUAUCUCCUAAAGAAGACAUUGUUCUGCAGCGCGGGAUUCACAGCCGCCCCUUUGAGAGAUCCAGUACUUCCACAGUCCAAAAUUCAGAAAUCAAGGAUGGAAAAGAUUCUGAGGGCUAUAUUACACAAAAAGAUAUAUCCUCAAGCAAGCAGUCCAAGGGGUACUACCACAAGAAAGAGAUACAUAGACAAUAUAUGUAUGAUUGAGAGUGAUAGUGAUCAAGACGACGAAGCAUUUGACAGUAGUACUGUGAAGAAUGGGAGCAAAUGGGAUAAGUCAGAUUCUGAUUUCAUUGUACUAGAGAUAUGAUUGGCUUCUU